Messenger RNA from Astyanax mexicanus (Mexican tetra), 534 nucleotides. Its product is annotated as cytochrome c oxidase assembly protein COX14 homolog. Lineage: Eukaryota; Metazoa; Chordata; Actinopteri; Characiformes; Acestrorhamphidae. Bases 115 to 297 code for a protein of 60 amino acids. The transcript is spliced from 2 exons. The record is from RefSeq and is a predicted model, not a curated record.
AACGCGUUUACUACAGUUUGGCCCAUCCCUCUUUCCGUAGUAUCACAGUCUGGGAAGCGUGUUGACAUUGAAGGAUCCGGAGCGGUUUAUAUAAAGCGGAUUCAGUGAAGCACCAUGCUGGGGGCUAAGCGGAUUGCUGAUGUGGGUUACCGGGUGUUCUCCGGCUCCAUGAUGGUCCUCACGGUGUACGGCGGUUACCUGUGCGCCAUGCGGGGCUACCGCUACAUGCAGCGACAGAAGGAGCUCGAGCUGGCUGCCCAGAACCAGACCGUGGACCCUGAGACGGUCAAAGAUUGAGCUGCAUAUCCAGGAGAAGAUGUGCUCCAAAAGAGACACUAACCUUUCAGCUUUAUUAACCUUAAAGACCAAUCUGGAUCAUCACAUGUGUGGGACAUAAAGCUGACCAACUGAGAUUUCAUCCUGUCAAACGUCCCUUACAGCUGCAGUUAUUUUUUUAAUUCAGGAAAGAAUUCUGUGUUAAAGAACCGGUGGUGUUUAUAUGGAUGUUAUGUAUUAAAUUGUGUUUCAGUGUAA